AUGGCUGUGAGGGUUGCUGGGUUCCUGAACCUUGCCGCUGAUGCAGCGCACAACUUCACGGACGGGCUUGCGAUUGGCGCGUGCUUUGUGAGCAGCCCUGCCUCUGCCUAUGCGACGGUCGUCACCAUUCUCCUGCACGAAGUGCCGCAUGAGGUCGGCGACUUUGCCAUCCUCGUCCGCAGCGGAUACAGCAAGACAAAGGCGAUUAUGCUGCAGCUUGUGACUGCUGUUGGUGCGAUGCUUGGCACGGUGUGCGGGCUGAUGAGCAGCGAGAUGACGGGCGUGACCAACUUCAUCCUCCUCUUCACCGCUGGCGGCUUCAUCUACAUUGCCACCGUCUCCGUCAUCCCGGAGCUCCUCGAGGAAACGCGCCUGUGGCAGUCUGUGAAGGAGCUGCUUGCCAUGGCCCUUGGCGUGGCCAUCAUGGUGGUCAUUGUCUUCUUCGAGUGAUUGCUGUCACUGCUGGACCUUGACUGUGUGUGUUGUGCAUGCGUGGGUGUUUCGUUUGUGUGUGCGCGUGCUUGCUUUGCUGUGUGGUUACGUUGUUACACUGCAUCCUUAAAC
This is a messenger RNA of Salpingoeca rosetta, 564 nucleotides long. RefSeq lists its product as uncharacterized. Gene Ontology annotation, cellular component: membrane. The record is from RefSeq and is a predicted model, not a curated record. Gene Ontology annotation, biological process: intracellular zinc ion homeostasis; zinc ion transmembrane transport. The transcript is spliced from 4 exons. Gene Ontology annotation, molecular function: zinc ion transmembrane transporter activity. Bases 1 to 450 code for a protein of 149 amino acids. NCBI's taxonomy places the organism in Eukaryota, Choanoflagellata, Craspedida, Salpingoecidae.